Athalia rosae (coleseed sawfly) is the source of this 1197-nucleotide messenger RNA. RefSeq lists its product as uncharacterized. The coding region runs from base 142 to 438 and encodes 98 amino acids. The record is from RefSeq and is a predicted model, not a curated record. The transcript has 2 exons. NCBI's taxonomy places the organism in Eukaryota, Metazoa, Arthropoda, Insecta, Hymenoptera, Athaliidae.
CCCUUCUCUAUUAUGUCAGAGGGCAGCACGUCGCGAUAAGAUGCUUAUUGGGUGGAAUUCCACAUGGUGUUGUGACAGAAGGAUCAGUCGAUCGCUGGUACCGGCCGUCAGUCCAUUUUCUUUGUAAAUAAAAACGAACAAAUGUCGCAGCCGAAGUCGAUCAUAAGCGAGAUGCAUAUGGUUGAGGAGACCCUGCAGGCUUCUCUGCAAAAGGUUGAAAUGAUCGAUCGAAAACUGAGAACAAAGUUGCUGACCAUAGAAAACCGGAAUAGACUAGAAACGGAGUUGGAAGAGGUUAAAAAUGUGCUCGCCGUCAAUCAGAAAGCGCUGAAGGACCUAAGGCACGAGAACACACGGUCGUUCAUGAUGACUGCGAGUCUGGUGUUCGCCUGCUUUCUACUCUUUGGAUUAUAUUCCCUGAUAUUCGGUGGCACGUAAACUUUUGACCAAACGACAAGCCCUACUACAGGAAGCAAAGUGUCACGAAAUAUACUAUGAACCAAUGAACAUUCCUUAAGUGUUCGCCGUACUCUAGUGAUUUUAUAUAAGUAUACAUAUAUUGAAUCAUCCCUCGUAACGAUAUAAAUGAUUCAAAGCUCCCCAGUAAAGUUACAGCGUAAAGACUUUCGAGGAGAGCCAAUAGCAUACAGAGCCUUCAUUAUUUUUCGACAGUUAUCCUAAAAUUCACAUGUCAACAACUGUCCGAAGCAAAUGAAGAAUUUGAGCAGAAAUCGACAGGUCUGUCCUAGAUCCAUCCUCGGUCUCAAACAAGUUUCACGUGCGUCGAUGUUCAGUGGUAUGAAAUUAUGGACAUCGGUGCAAUUAGGAGCACAAAUUUUUGGUUUGUUCGACGAUGACAAGCAUUCUAAAUGUUUCAAUUAAAAUCUAUCGCUGUCACCGACAGGUUGUCUGAACUAAGCGACUCGCACAAUCUUAGAACUUCCAAACCUAAAAUCUGUAUCUCUAUUUCGAUUACUCGCACAAUUUACAGUCUGACGAAUCAACAUGAGCUUUUUGAGUUUGAAAAAUGAAAGCUGAAUAUUCUUAACCGAUUUUCUAAGCGUUCAAAAAAUCGAACUCGUGGUUACAGGCACAAUGGUUGCGGUAUAAAACGUUCUGGCGUCUCUAAAAGUCAACUCACCGUUGUCCAGAUGUGUGAAUAUUCAUUCAUAUUUUCCGCAAUUAUGAACAAUUUAA